AUGACUGCGGAUAGCACCAUCCCCUCGCAAACUGCCGUUGCUGCGCAGAACACAUCGAACGGCCACCCCCGAACCAAGAUUUGUGUCUACUGUGGUGCUGCCCCUGGUGCGAGUACUGCUCAUCUCGAAGCUGCCCGUGCACUUGGAAAGACCAUGGCUGCCAACAACAUCGACCUAGUUUACGGAGGCGGAACCGUUGGACUCAUGGGCGAAGUGGCAAAGACUCUCUGCUCCAUCAAUGGCCCAGAGUCUGUUCACGGCAUCAUCCCGGAGGCACUUGUCAAGUAUGAGCGAGAUGGCACUUAUGGAACUGUCAACGAGCACAACCACAUCGUGCCUGAAGAGUCUGUCUAUGGCCGUACAACGGUCGUCAAGGACAUGCACACUCGAAAGAAGCUUAUGGCUGAGGAGGUCUUCGCCGGUGGUCCCGGCAGUGGCUUCAUCGGCCUGAGUGGCGGAUUCGGUACCAUGGAGGAGAUCUUUGAGACCACCACCUGGAACCAGCUUGGAAUUCACAGCUGCGGUAUCGUUCUUCUCAACAUCGAGGGAUACUGGGACGGUAUCGUUCAGUGGAUGGAUCGUGCUGCUGAGCAGGGCUUUGUCAAGCCUGCUAACAAGGGUAUCUUGGUCAAUGCCGACACCGCCGAAGGCGCAAUCAAGGCUCUACGUGACUACAAGGUCUCAGAUGCCAUCUAUCAGCUUCAAUGGGGCAGCCAGUAA
Messenger RNA from Fusarium sp. VM40, 720 nucleotides. Lineage: Eukaryota; Fungi; Ascomycota; Sordariomycetes; Hypocreales; Nectriaceae. The record is from the annotation of a GenBank genome assembly.